Molecule: messenger RNA, 942 nt
Organism: Peronospora matthiolae
Lineage: Eukaryota; Oomycota; Peronosporomycetes; Peronosporales; Peronosporaceae
Source: the annotation of a GenBank genome assembly
AUGCUGCCACCCAGCACCCAGAUCCACAAGGGACCUGGCCAAGUUGUUGUCAAGCUCGCUGACGGGAAACCACGCCGCGUAUCGCGGCGCGAAGUGUCGUUGCCGUACACGUUUGACGGCUUUCGCAGUAACGACAAUUUCUUGGUGAAUGAAAUAAAUUGUUCAUUCGAUUGCAUCCUGGGCAUGCCAUGGUUGGCACGCUAUAAGCCCCAGAUCGACUGGUUAGCCAGAUCAGUGAGACGUCGAAGCAAGUUCGAAGUCAGCGAAGUGUUCACCCAUCUCUUGGUGUCUCCAAGUGAUUGGCCGAACGUUACAGUCGUGGUAUGUACAUCCACGACACCGGCGGUACACAGAGUGAGCGAUGGCCCUCUCUGUGCCGCUUGUUCCGUGCCCCUACGCACGAGUGAUGAUGUCUCCUCGCUUUGCAGCGAGGAGUCCGACGUGGACGAGCAGUGGCUCCUGCGUUUUGACGACGUGGACGAGCAGUGGCUCCCGCGUUUUGACGACGCGGACGAGCAGUGGCUCACGCGCGACGACGACGCGGUCGAGCAGUGGCUCCCGCGCGACGACGACGCGGUCGAACAGCGGUUCCUGCACGAGAGAGCAGUGGUCGAACACGAACAAGUGUUCCCACCUGCACCCCUUGUGGUCGAGCAGAGGCUCCCACAAGGGCAAGAUGUGGCCGAGCAGGGGCUCGCCACCGAGUGUGACGCAGAUGGACAAAAGUUCCCACGUGCGAACAUGAUGGUCGAACAGGGGUUCUCAUCGUCGCCUACUGUGGUCGAACAAAGUUUCCCACAUGAGCAAGACGUGGUCGAGCAGGGGCUCCCACACGAGUUUGUGGCGGUAGAGCAGGGGCUCCCGCAUCCUGCGUCGACGGACGAGUAUGGACUACUCCCGUCACGCGAUUUCGACGUCCUGGAUGAUGACAUCCACGUCUAG